This is a messenger RNA of Amoebophrya sp. A120, 7276 nucleotides long. Lineage: Eukaryota; Dinophyceae; Syndiniales; Amoebophryaceae. The record is from the annotation of a GenBank genome assembly.
AAUGGUACUCACAGUGCGCUGUGUGACCGACCACCUCUUGUCCACGAGGACGGUCUUUUCGAAGAGAAAACCCGUGCCGCAACUGGAGACAAGAGCAGGACCAAUCAUCUGCGCUUCGACCACCGGGCUUCAUGUGGCAUACCUCCGCAGGACGGGAACGGGUCUUGUCGAGUUCACUCGACGAUGACGAAAGACCAAGCCGAAGAACUCGUCGACGAACAGGACCAACAAGUCGUGCGCGCGAAUCCAAAGGCGUAUUGCGUCCCCUGGAGUAUUGUGCAGGACGAACACCGACACCGGGUUUUGUUUCGAAACGCGACUUUGAUGCCUUCCGAAAACUUCGCGAUCCUCCUGCAGCUGGCAAGUACACCGGUGUUUCAGUACGGAGUGACCGUUCUUGUGCAUGUGCAAACGGCAAUGGUACCUUACAUCGAAGUAGUGGACUAUCCAUUUGUUGUGUUGAGUAGAACACAUUCAUCGCAAGGAUUUCCUCAUCGUCGCAAACAUGUCUUCACAAGGAGGCCAUCAUCAUGAUUUCAUCCUCUUCUCCAAAAAGAUAAGACUCAUACUCAUCUCGCUCUCGCUUCAUAAUUCGCUACAGGCGCCAUCCUUUUCUGAAAAAGCCAUUCCGCUGCGCGUAAUCGGUCUCCGGUAUGGUGCGACUCAGAUGCCAAUCCUGCUGGAAAGAGAGCUUACCAUCGCUCAGCUGCAUUUGGUGAAUCGAGUCCGGAAGUUUCGUGCUGUCGGGAUGACACAAUUUUGCCGAUCACGAAGACAAUCUUCCUUUUCCGCAGCGCCGGCGGGGAAGGACGAAGCCUCCUGCCUUCAAGAUCUGAUGCGAGCCUGCUGUCGUAAAACCGACAGUGCAAGGUCCUCGGGUUCCAGGACCACUUCUCCUAUGAGGACCACUCAGCUGCGCAGCACGGAUCUGGUCUACGAGGUUGCCUUACUUCCGCCCACCGAGGAGGCAUUUGCCAUGCUGCAGCUGGAGCAUCUGCGUCCUCCGAAGCUGCCGUCGUGCAGCCACGCAGGCGGUGGUAUUCAUAUUCUGGAUCAGGCCUCAGUGCUGCUCGAGGAGGUUCUGGACAAGCGGCCGCGCUGGAGCCGCACGACCGUCUUUGAUGACCGCAGCUGCCGUGAUGUAGCAGAGGGGCAGGUGCACCAUGAAACCGAUAGCGAGAGCAGGAGAGAUACAAUGCUGGCCAGGCAUCGCGUGCGAGGACCUUCAAAAAGCUUGUUGUCGCUUCGGCCCAGUCGCGCAUUCGUCCAGAAAAGCUUCUCAGCGAUUCUGUGUAGCAACGAGGCCUUUUGCGCUGGAAUAACACCGAAAGACAAUAUUUUUGCGCCAGACUACAGCAGCACUAGUGAGCCAGAUCUAUCCACCUCUAGCGACGACGAAACCUCCACAGCUAUACGAGCUGCACAGACGAAGCACCUCAGUUCCGGGGGACUUCGUCGGGGAAAGCGAGUUCGCGCAGACCACUCCUCGGAGUUUGAUAGUACCAGCGAGGUUCUACUUCCGGCUGCGAAGGAGUUUUUAACUUCAAACAGAGCGGAUUUACACGACACGCGGUUUGUCGCUCCUCGCGAAAUUUCCGGAUACGGGCCAGACGACGUUCCGAGCGAGCUUCUCGAAGCAAUCGACACUGGAAUGGCGAACGCUGACGGAGGUGGCAAUGACCCGCGUCUGAAGAUGAGCGAACAGCGCAGCAACGUUCAUUUUUUCGUGCAGAAAAGUCAAAUCAACGAAAAUCAUAGAAGUGGAGCUGCGAGGAGAGGAACACACCAGAAAAACUAUACCACACAACAAGAGCGCUCGCCGUUCCUGCAGGCCUUGACCCAGAACCGAGUCGUGCUUCUCGAAGGUGCCACUGGGAGCGGAAAGAGCACCCUGGCACCGCUGAUUUUGGCGCACCACCAACUCCAAGUGCGAAAAAUGGCAUGUCGCAUUGCAGUCACGCAGCCGCGGAGAGACUCCGCCCGCGAGUGCGCCAGACGGAUCAACACCGUUUGCGGAGUCGAAUGGAACUACCGGGUUACGUGUGGUAGCGGUAAAAACCACUUCCAGAGAAACAAACAUACGAGGUUUCUUGCAGGAACUACAACAGGAACAAAUCAAACGCAACACCACCCGGUCGCGACGUAUCAAAUUUCUCAAGAUGACCAGGACAUGGGCGGGACAAGUCCUAUCGUUUUUUACACGGUGGGCACGCUGAAGCAGAAACUGCUUCGAAAUCCGGAUCUUAUCCGCGAAUACAGCCACAUCAUGCUGGAUGAGAUCCACGAGCGGUCGUUUGACCUGGACAUUUUGUGCUUCCUGCUACGGGCCCUGCUGAGCGACCCCUCGCUGUGCCACACGCGACUAGUCCUGAUGUCCGCGACGCUGGAAGCUGUGCGGGGUGUAAAGCGCUAUUUCGCGCCACUCGGGUAUGUUUUGACGACCAGCGACGAAGAAGACUUGUUUCGAUCCUGUGCAAAAACGAAUAAACCUGAGGAGGUGCUCGAUUUUGAGAUGCAGUCGAAGAAAAAACGACAGACCACGGUCUCGUCAACGUCUUCCAGUCGGGAAAAAGCAUCGUCCGCGACCAGCAGUCCGGUAGUGCGGGUUGCUGGGUCGCAUCCUUUUCGAAUCGACGCGCUGCACCUGGAAGACCUGUUGUCGCUCCUGCCGCAGACCUCCCUCGCCCGGGAAACGAAAAUAAAGACGAAGAAGGCUGUAAGUACCGUCGCCGAUGUCGUGUGGAGUUGCCUUCAAGCCUUUAUUACUCAGUCAGAAGCCGCCAGUGCAGACGGCGCGGCUCCUGUGCGGGUGGAGGAUGCGGAUGAGACGGGCUCUGCUGCCGCCGAAAGUACUGACCUUGCCGACCUGGAGGAAGCGGAAGGGGUAUCGUCUACUAAUUUGCCGCCAGAUCAUGAUCUACACCGCGACAAUGCGCUGGAGAAAUGCCCUUCCGUCGGUGCAUUAGCAGAUUUGGCAAAACGCGUGAGUAGGCUAUCAUGUCGUGCCAACACCUCUCAGAACAAUCCUCAUAUCGACCCAGCGGAGGACGAAAAAAUGCCCGCCAUUCCACCAUUCGCAUCUUCGGAGCGGUUAAUACAGCGUCUACAGGUUUAUUUUCUGCACUUGCUUGUGCCAGUUUUAGAAUCACUAGUCGAAAAAUACCUGUCAAUAUGCCGCGAAGAAGGCGGCAAGAUCCUGAUCUUUUUGCCGACCAUGGGCAUGUUGCAGCGGUGCGAGCAGUUGCUUCGCAAGAGUUCGUCUUUCUUUCUAUCCGGAAAAACAAAUGAUGGGUCAUCCUGUUUUGCAGAUCUGAACAUUCAGCACACCCUGUGCCACCGCGACCUUGCAGAAGAGGCAAACCAUGCACGCUACCGUAUCCUGAGUCAAAGCGUCUCCACUGAUCUCAUUCCCAUCAUAACAAAGAGGCACAAUUUUGGAGAUUCAAGAAACAACUAACUAUCCCGUUUUCUGUGCUGCACAAUUCCAAAGCCCCACGACGGUCAAAUCAUUCCCCCAAAAAACGUGCACAGAAGAAUCGCUUACAAAACAGGAGGGUAGCUGCUGGCAGCUGGCGAGCUCUAAACGCAUGUUGGCGCUAUUGUGAAGAAAAAGUUGGCAAACUAUAAAUGCAUUGUGGCACACGCAGAUAAAUUUCCUUUGGCAAUGCUGGCCAGCUAUACACGCAUGUUGGCAAGAAAUAAGUGAGGCAAAGCUGGCGAGCUAUAAACGCGUGUUGGCGCAUAGAUUUGGCAAUGCUGGCGAGCUAUAAACGCAUGUUGACAAAUAAGUAAGUGUGGCAAUGGCAAAGCUGGCGAGCUAUAAACGCGCGUUGGCAAAUAAGUGUGGCAAAGCUGGCGAGCUAUAAGCGCACGUCGGCAAAUUAAUAAGUGUGGCAAAGCUGGCGAGCUAUAAACGUAUGUUGGCGAGUACGGUGCUAAGUAUAGCAAAAGUGCCCGAGGGUGAAGACGACGAUGCUCAUUAGCGUGGUCCGUCUGACUCCGUGCUUUGGAGGCCCAACCAUCUGCGGAAGGGGAACUUGCGAGGCACGUUUGUGGUGUCGGUCGAUUUAGUGUGACUAAUUAUCAGACUAACUAAGGUUCGGAAAUGGUUCUUACAGGGCUGCGGAUAAAAGUAUAAGAGAGAAGCUGGACAUACAGAUUUGCAUGAAAAAUAUGUAUAUGGUGCUGGAACUUCGGCUUCCGCCUGACCUACCUUGCCUGCGUCACAGCCAUCUUUGGCCGUUUGCAGGGUGUACGGCAAAGUGCACCGCACUUGCUCUUGCACUUCUGUUUAGCAUGACAAAUAUUUUCGGGUGGGGACGUUUUUUCACAGGAUAUACCGUCCGGUCCCGCCCGGAACCGUGCAACUGCUGCUUGCAACGAACAUCUGCGAAACCGGCGACACCUUGCCACAGCUGCUGGCCGUGGUGGAUCUGGGCUUACAACUCCACCGGCGUUUCGACUUGCGACUCGGGACGGAGCGGUCGCAGUUGCGGUGGGCUACGGCCUCGGCCAUGGACCAGCGGAAAGGGCGAGCCGGCCGCGUCCAACUGGGAACUUGUGUGCGCCUUUUUCCGAAAAUGCUGUACGACCACCUUCGUUUGACUGGAGAUUGCGGCGAACUGGCCGACCUCGACUUGCGACGCGUUUUGCUCGAAGUGGAGCACGCACGCAGGAGCCUGGCGAGAAAAAUAAUCUUGGCGGACGACAAAUCUACUUCCGACUCGGGCAGCAUCAGCAGCUCCGGCGAACAAGAUUCUUGGUGCUAUCCCGGCUUUAUCGACGUUGUUCAUCGCGGGUCGACAUCAACUAAACGGGUCUGCACGCACUGGGCAGCAGCGGACUCGUGUUGGAAGUUUCGGCCGGUAGAAGUAGGUGAAGAGACUACAACUGGGAAUGCGAAUGAAACCUCCACGACAGCAUCAGCGAGCGCGUUCGACCAUCACCUCGCGCAGCUGCCGGCCCCACCCAAUCCAGGACUGGUUCCGGAGGCGGUGCUGCAACUGCGCCGCCAACUCUUCCUGGAUGACAACAGCGAGCUGACACUUCUUGGUCUCGUAGCGAUGCACCUCCCCGGAGCGCCUCUCGCGGCCGCUUCCCUCGUUUUCCUGGGAUGGGCGAUGGAUCCUGACCUGCACGACCGCUUUCGCGAAGCGGUGGUUCUGGCGGCUUGCAUCGAACAGGAGGACGAUCCGCUACAUCAAGGUCUUCCACCUCGCUUGGGCGGCACCAGCUCAAGCAAAUCCGGUAAUUUAGUCCCGACGAUGAAAGGUCUCCGAGCGUUCCACAAGGCGCUGGAGUACCGUUUUGACUUAGACGGUGGCAGCUUUAGCGAUUCGCUCACAACCUUCGAACUGUAUCGGCUUGAUUCGCAGCUAAACUCCGUGCAGUGCGACAAGAAACGCUAUGAAGCGUGGCGCCGCACCUUGUCGCGAACCGCGGGAAAUGCCUCGAGGCUCAUCGAUUGGGCGUCGGCCGGGCCGGGUUGUGGACGCGGUCUCGGUACAGGACGCCAUCCUGUGUCGUAUCCCCAGAUCAACAAAUUUGCUUCCGGAAGUAGACCACCCGAAGGAGGUCGUGUUGAAGGUUCUGCCGUGCUAGCUCGCAAAUUUUUGCUCGGAGUCGGAUUGGCUUCUCUUUCCAAUGCCGUCGUCUAUGGACGAGUCGAUGUGGAUUUUGCGGCAAGAGAAUUUGCUUUGAACUUUUUAUCCAACUACGCUCGAGCCCCGACAACUAUUUUCCGCAGCCCGCUAACGGAUUCGUCUCGUGACAGCAACGAAAAAUUUGUAAAAGCCUUGAAACGCGAAUUGGGAACAACUACAUCAUCUUCAGGUCAGGAUUUACAAAUCCUCGAAGACUAUGUUUCUUUUGGGAACUACUCGGAUCUCGGCUAUGGCCCCUCAAACUUGCAGUGCUUUUUACGCGCCGGCCGUGACAGCAGCGGCGUGGCUCCUGGGCCUACAGGAGGGCUUGUACGCUGCCCAAAUUUCUUUCCACCGAUCGCCGAGACACUGGCUCGGCUACCGAAAUUUCUUUCCCACUCUUCUGCGUGCGGCAACGUGUUGAGGGACGACCAAGACAGGCUAUAUGCGUUCAGCGGGGGCUCCAUAUCCCCACUCAUUCCCCGCUGGACCUGGUUCAACAAUGCGGUCAGGGGCUUUCGAGGUGAAAGAAUGACGACAUCGCCCUCAGUGCCGCCAGCUGCGGCUGUGAUCUGUUGUCGUGAAAGUGAAAAUCUCAUCUCUACUGAUUCCGGUAUGUCCGUCCAAAUCCUCCCCUCGAGAACGGAUGACCUCGCCGGUGCAAAACCAGCAGGACGAAAUGCUCCUGCGCAGCGCGACGCGGUGUUUCCUUGGGCGUCUCGCCUUCGGACGUUUGUACCAUCUACCAGACCGGAUUCCUCUGACCGCCUCACGCAACGCCUUCUCGGCCGUGCCCCGCCGCCCCCCGUGGACGAGUACUCGCACAUUGCAGUUGGUGCUGACGUGCUCGACGAGGGCUCGAAAAUCAAAGUGCUCGGCGCGACACUCCUGCCAGCAGGCCGAAGUUGGUUGUGGCUGCUUGCGAGUGGGCACUUCGGCGAGGAUGUGGUACUUUUUAUCCGACCACCGCCUGCAGCUGGUGUAGAAGAUGAAUACGAUUUCACGGUCGUCGGGUUGCAGACCUCCGACGGCGGUCAAAAAUUUUCCUUCGCAGAGGAAGACUAUUUCGGCAAGAAUGGUCUGCAGAAUAUCAAAAAGUUCCGGCGUCUGUACCGCCAACUGGUCUUCCUGGCCCCGGGGCGGCACCCCGUGACGGGCUCCGCUUGUCUUCCAACCGGGGAAGGGUGUCGCUUGCUGAGAAGAGAGCUUCGGGAAGUCGCGCAGAACCUGAUGAUGUACUACCCACGUGAAGACCGGGUUCUUGCUCCUGCGGAGGGUGGUCGCAAUUCGGAAAGGCAACGAAGUGAGACAGCGCAGCUGCCUCUGGAAAGGAGCAAUAUGCCGGUCACGAUAUCGCUAUCGAACGAUCCGGACUGUCUGGGCAUCAGGGAGCAGCUGCUCAUAGUCGAAAACAAAACAACCGGUCGAAAGAGAUAGACCUGGCGAACAACAAACGACGACACUAGUCUGUCCUAUUCCAUAGAUAUCCAUUGAGGUGGUGGUCUCAGGUACUACAUCUUCAGUGCCUGUGUCUGGUUGAGUGAUGUUUGAAGCACGAAAAAAAUGAAGGUGAUUAUCGGUCAAUGGUAUCGCGUCACUCAUCACUUUCAGCCUGCCGACCGCUGUACGGUGUC